This is a messenger RNA of Akanthomyces muscarius, 1260 nucleotides long. RefSeq lists its product as uncharacterized. Gene Ontology annotation, cellular component: endoplasmic reticulum membrane. The transcript has 3 exons. The coding region runs from base 1 to 1260 and encodes 419 amino acids. The record is from RefSeq and is a predicted model, not a curated record. NCBI's taxonomy places the organism in Eukaryota, Fungi, Ascomycota, Sordariomycetes, Hypocreales, Cordycipitaceae.
AUGGCGCCUGCACUGACCGAGCUUCCGGCUCGCAUCGUGCAUGCGCUGCUUGCCUGGAUGCAAGAGACGCCCCUCUCCAUUCUGCUGGUGCUCUCUGUCACUCUAGUGGUCGGUGGACUGCUGUCGCUCUUCGCACUGCUGCACCUCGUCGCGCCCAAGCCCCGCGCGCCGUUCCCCUCGGAGAAGACGUACGUCACCAGCAGCCCCGACGGCACGCCCACCGCGCCGCGCCCGCUGCCGUGCUGGUACGACCGCUGGCUCGCCGAGCGACGCCUGAGCGAGAAGCGACAGGACGCCGCCAACGCCCCCGACUCGACGAUUCCCGACGCGGGCGUCAUCGACGCGCCCGAGCUGCGCCUGAGCGUCGUCCUGCCCGCGUACAACGAAGAGGACCGCAUCCUGCCGACCCUGGAAGAGGCUGUCGAGUACCUCGACAAGCACAUUGGCCGUCCCGGCGCGAAGCCGUCGUCGUCUUCUGACACGAGCCCCAAGGAGCAGCGCCAUCGCCACAGCCGCACGGCCUCCCGACCGGCGUCCGGCUACGAGAUCAUCGUCGUCAACGACGGCAGCAGGGACGGGACGGUCGACGUGGUGCUGCGGUUCGCGCACGAGAGGAAGCUGCACGACGUGCUGCGCGUCGUGAGCCUCGAGAGGAACCGCGGCAAGGGCGGCGGCGUGACGCACGGCCUGCGGCACGCCCGCGGGCACCACGUGCUCUUUGCGGACGCCGACGGCGCGUCGCGCUUCAGCGACGUCGCCAAGCUGAUGGAGGGCUGCGAGGGCGUCGAGGAUGCGUCGGGCCGGGGCGUGGCCAUUGGCAGCCGCGCGCAUCUCGUUGGCAGCGAGGCAGUGGUCAAGCGCUCUGCCUUGCGCAACUUUCUCAUGCGCUCGUUCCACCUCGUCCUCACCAUCCUCACCCCGCCGGCAACGUCGCGCAUCCGCGACACGCAGUGCGGCUUCAAGCUCUUCUCGCGCGCCGCCCUGCCGCACAUUGUGCCGUACAUGCACGCCGAGGGCUGGAUCUUCGACAUUGAGAUGCUCAUGCUCGCCGAGUCGGCGCCCGCCGCGCCGCUGCUCGGCGCCGACGGCGCCGUCAUCGGCACCAGCGCCGGCAUCAAGGUCGCCGAGGUGCCCGUCGAGUGGCACGAGGUCGGCGGCAGCAAGCUCAACGUCGUGCAGGACAGCGUCAAGAUGGCGCUGGGGCUGGCGGUGCUGCGCGCGAGCUGGAUGCUCGGCGUGUACAGGCGGCGUCUGACGUAG